GUGGACCAUAUUGCUCUCUCCGUUUCCAUCUCCUCUUCCCCCUUAGGUCGGACGCAGCCUCUACCACGCCGGCCGUUCGUCUAAUAUCCUGAAUUUACUAUCUGUCUUCUUAUUUUAUCAUAUCUCAGCUUAUAGAGUGUUGUUGAGGCUGCUGUGAGCAAUGGUGAAGUCAUACCUUCGGUACGAACCAGCUGCUGCUUUUGGAGUGAUAGCAUCCAUAGACUCGAACAUAACCUAUGAAAGUUCCGGGAAACACCUGCUAGCAGCAGCACUAGAGAAGGUUGGCAUUUGGCACGUACGGCAAGGCAUCUGCACCAAAUCCUUGGCUCCUUCAGCUUCCUCAUCAUCCAAAGGGCUCUCCCUAGCUGUCACCUCCAUUGCUGCCUCACCUUCAACUUUCAUUGCAAGUGGUUAUGCUGAUGGGAGCAUAAGAGUAUGGGAUUCUGAAAAAGGACUAUGUGAAACCACCUUAAAUGGACAUAAAGGGGCGGUCACUGCCCUUCGCUACAACAAAACUGGAUCUUUUAUUGCAUCAGGGAGCAAAGAUAAUGAUGUAAUUUUAUGGGAUGUAGUUGGUGAGGCUGGUUUGUUUCGACUUCGUGGACAUCGUGACCAGAUUACAGAUGUUCUUUUCUUAGACUCUGGGAAAAAGUUGGUAAGCUCUUCCAAGGACAAGUUCUUGAGAGUAUGGGACCUUGAUACUCAGCACUGCAUGCAGAUCAUUAGUGGGCAUCAUACUGAAAUUUGGUCCAUAGAUGCCGACCCUGAAGAGAAAUAUCUGGUUACUGGAUCUGCCGAUCCAGAGCUUCGUUUUUACACAAUUAAGCAUGAUUUGUCUGCUGAUAAACCCAUAGCUAACACAAAUGAAGGAGUAGACAGUGCUGCUACCACUCAAAGCAAAUGGGAAUUCCUAAGGCCAUUUGGCGAAAUUCAAAGACAGAGCAAGGAUAGGGUUGCUUCCGUGAGGUUCAACCGAACCGGAAACAUACUGGCUUGUCAACAUGCUGGGAAGACAGUAGAGAUAUUUCGUGUGUUGGAUGAAUCUGAAUCCAAACGUAAAGCAAAAAGAAGAAUUAGUAGGAAGGAGAAGAAAACAUUGAAAGAAAAUGGAGACUCAAAUAAUGUUGGAAUCCAUCCAGAAGGCAAGAACCUUGUUAUUAUUACCGCCUUUGAUGUUUUCAAGCUUUUACUUACUCUGCGUGCUGGAAAGAAAAUAUGCUCAAUUGCUUUUAGUCCGGUUGCAUCUAAGGGCACACUGGCCACUUUGGCAUUGUCUUUGAAUAAUAAUUCAUUAGAAUUUUAUGCAAUUGAUGAAAGUGGGACAGCCAACAAAAGCAGUAGUAUUGAGCUCCAAGGGCAUCGUUCUGAUGUAAGAAGUGUUACUCUUAGUUCAGACAACACACUCUUAAUGUCAACAAGUCAUAGUCUGAUUAAGAUAUGGAACCCUAGCACUGGAUCUUGCCUACGGACAAUAGAAUCAGGAUAUGGGUUGUGUGGCAUAUUUAUUCCUGGAAACAAAUAUGCAGUUAUUGGAACAAAAGGAGGAACUUUAGAGAUCCUUGAUGUGAGUAGUGGUACUUGCGUUGAUGUGGUGGAAGCUCAUGGUGGCUCGGUUCAAUCAAUUGCUGCAACCCCCGAUGGAACUGGUUUUAUUACUGGGAGUGCUGAUCAUGACAUUAAGUUCUGGGAGUUACAGUUAAACAUAAAGUCUGGUCAGGAAGUCAAGCAUAUAACUGCAUCUCAUGUGAGGAGUAAGAAAAUGGAUGAUGAUGUCAUUGCUGUUGUUGUCAGCCCUGAUGGUAAAUACAUUGCAGCUGCACUUUUGGAUAGCACAAUCAAGGUGUUUUUCAUGGAUUCUCUCAAAUUUUUUCUGUCAUUGUAUGGCCACAAACUGCCUGUUCUAUGUAUGGAUGUUUCAUCAGAUGGAGAUCUGCUUGUUAGUGGCUCUGCUGACAAAAAUGUGAAGAUCUGGGGUUUGGAUUUUGGUGACUGUCACAAGUCCAUUUUUGCUCAUGCUGAUAGUGUCAUGGCUGUUAAGUUUGUGCGCAAUACCCAUUACAUGUUUAGUGUGGGUAAAGACCGUCUUGUGAAAUAUUGGGAUGCUGACAAAUUUGAGUUGCUUUUAACACUUGAGGGGCAUCAUGCUGAAAUAUGGUGUCUUGCUGUCAGCAACCGUGGAGAUUUUUUUGUAACGGGAUCACAUGAUCGUUCAAUACGUCGUUGGGAUCGUACUGAAGAACCUUUUUUCAUUGAGGAAGAGAAAGAGAAACGGCUAGAGGAGAUUUUUGAAUCUGACAUUGACAACACCUUAGAGAAUAGAUAUGCAGCGAAGGAGGUUGAGCUUCCAGAGGAAGGAGCUGUGGCAUUAGCAGGAAAGAGGACUCAAGAAACUCUUAACGCAACAGACUCCAUUAUUGAAGCCUUAGACAUUGCAGAACAUGAAGCUAAGCGCAUUGCUGAAUAUGAGGAGGAGAAAUCAAAAGGCAAAGUUGUUGCGUUUCGGCCAAAUAUCCUUAUGCUUGGGCUAUCUCCCUCUUCUUUCGUUCUUCGCGCAGUUUCAAAUGUCCACACAAAUGACUUGGAGCAAACAUUACUGGCACUACCGUUCUGUGAUGCCCUGAAGCUUUUGGCUUACUUGAAGGAUUGGGCAUAUAUACCUGAGAAGGUGGAGCUUGUCUGUAGAAUGACCACAGUGUUGCUACAACUGCACCAUAACCAGCUUGUUGCAACUGUAUCUGCUAGACCUCUACUUUCGCUUCUCCAAGAUGUAAUCCCUACAAGAAUUCAGGAAUGCAAAGAUACACUUGGCUUUAACCUGGCUGCGAUGGAUCAUCUCAAGCAAAUGAUGGCAUUAAAGUCAGAUGCACCUUUCAGAGAUGCAAAAACAAAAUUAUUAGAAAUACGUUCCCGCAACACAAAGCGAAUUGAGGCGAGGGCAGAAACGAAGGAAGAGAGGAAGAAGAAGAAGAAACAAAAGAAGUCUGAUGGAGGGCAUGUCUGGUCCUGAUUUUUGGUUGGGAAAUUUUGUGCACACGAAGGCACACCAUUGAUUAUUUAAAUUUAGUGGAUUAGCAAUACCACAGGCAUUUCCAUAUGAGAAAUUUUGUAUCGUGAUCUAAGCUAGAUUUGUAUUCACACUAUUUACAACAUUGAUCAUUUGAUCCUAACAAAAGUAUCAAUAUUGGAAAAAUAUGAUUAUUGGAAAUCGUACAUGAUGCCGUUAUACACUUAUACAGUUAUACCC
Molecule: messenger RNA, 3244 nt
Organism: Cuscuta epithymum
Lineage: Eukaryota; Viridiplantae; Streptophyta; Magnoliopsida; Solanales; Convolvulaceae
Source: the annotation of a GenBank genome assembly